UUAUGAUACCUCUCUACCCUUCUCAUCCUCUCCCCUCCUGUGUCAUGUAUAUAUAUAGAUCACACACCAUGCCACCUUCUCCAACCAAUUUUAUCUACACACCCUCCAACUGUUUCUUCAAUUGCUCCAUAUCGACAAUUCUUAUAUAUACUUCAUCGCUAUAUUCUUAAAUAGCAAUGGUUGCGCCUUCUCCAACCUCGAUGAGGGUGAGGACCAGGAAAACAAAAGCCGUGGGGAUUCCGACAAUCGACCUUUCCAUGGAAAGGUCAGAGUUGUCGGAACAAGUGGUGAGAGCAUGUGAGGAAUAUGGUUUCUUCAAGGUGGUGAACCACAAUGUGCCGAGAGAGGUGGUUUCCAGAUUGGAAGAGAAGGGAACGGAGUUUUUCUCCAAAAGCACUUCUGAGAAGACUCAAGCUGGUCCUGCCACUCCUUUUGGUUAUGGCUGCAGAAAUAUUGGGCUAAAUGGUGAUAUGGGUGACCUUGAGUAUCUCCUUCUCCAUACAAAUCCUCUUUCUUUCACAGAGACAUCCAAAACCAUAGCAAAUGACCCUACCAAGUUCAGUUGCGCAGUGAGUGAUUACAUAGAAGAAGCAAAAGAACUAGCAUGCAAGAUUCUUGAGCUUGUAGCAGAGGGCUUGUGGGUCCCGGACAAAUUUUCACUGAGCAAGUUUAUCAAAGACGUGGAUUGUGAUUCAGUGCUAAGGAUUAAUCACUACCCUCCAGUGAACAAGAAUCAGGACCAAUAUGAACAACUUGAUCAAGCACGGGUUGGAUUUGGCGAGCAUUCUGACCCUCAGAUCUUAACCAUCAUGAGGUCCAACAACGUCGGCGGCCUUCAGAUUGAGACCCCUGACGGGUUGUGGCUCCCGGUCUCUCCUGACCCUAAUGAAUUCUUCGUCAUGGUUGGCGAUGCCCUUCAGGUGUUGACAAAUGGAAGGUUUGUGAGCGUGAGACACCGGGCUUUGACAAACGCGGCGGAGGCGAGAAUGUCAAUGAUGUACUUUGCAGCGCCACCUUUGAAUUGGUGGAUCAGUCCACUGCCAAAGAUGGUGACACCGCACAAUCCAAGUCUAUAUAAGCCUUUUACAUGGGCCCAAUAUAAACAAGCAGCUUACUCUCUCCGAUUAGGUGAUACUCGCCUUGAUCUCUUCAAGGUUCAACAAAAAGAAGAUACAUCCAUUGUUGAUAUACUUGUACAACCUAAGUAGUCACUAUAUAGAUAGCAACAUCAGCAGGAGUUAUUGAUGUUUCAUAUCCCCUUAUUCUAUAUUUUUUGUUCCUUGUUUUAUAGCCUUUAUAAUUUGAUAGUGUUUUAUAAGGUUACCUUAGGAAUUUUUUGGGGAUUUACAGUGGGGAGAAGUGUUUCACCUUAGUUGGAUCUGUUGUAAAAUAUAGGCAACAUUUUAAGUGUUAUAUAUACAAGGGGAUUUUGACAUGAAGAAUGAUGAAAAUAUCAAUGAAUUAAGCAGCACCAUCAUUUAUUUA
This is a messenger RNA of Lotus japonicus, 1485 nucleotides long. RefSeq names its product gibberellin 2-beta-dioxygenase 2. Gene Ontology annotation, biological process: gibberellin catabolic process; response to light stimulus. The coding region runs from base 177 to 1208 and encodes 343 amino acids. The record is from RefSeq and is a predicted model, not a curated record. Lineage: Eukaryota; Viridiplantae; Streptophyta; Magnoliopsida; Fabales; Fabaceae. The transcript is spliced from 3 exons.